Messenger RNA from Planococcus citri (citrus mealybug), 951 nucleotides. RefSeq lists its product as uncharacterized. Lineage: Eukaryota; Metazoa; Arthropoda; Insecta; Hemiptera; Pseudococcidae. The record is from RefSeq and is a predicted model, not a curated record. The transcript has 3 exons. Bases 190 to 699 code for a protein of 169 amino acids.
ACCAUAAUCUCUUGUUACGAUUAGAUCGUUUUUCCUGUGUUUAUGAUUUACGUAGUCCUCUUUAUUGGAGUUCACAGUUGCUUGCAAAUGCUCUAUUGUGCAUAACGCAUUUUCAAGUCUGAAUGUUUUCGGAUUGCAAAUUUUAUUGAGAUCACGUACUCGCGGAUAAAGCAUCUCGUGGAUUUUACAAUGGCGAAGUGGUUCAUGUUUGUAAUCGUAUCUUUAAUGGUUGAUAUCUUUGGCACGACAGACGAUGCGUCUGUGUUGUAUAGGCCUAAUACGAGUAGGUUUCAAGAAGCUAUAUGCGUGUGCCAGGUACGGCUCAGCAAUGAUAGGGCAGUUGUUUAUGCUGGAAGCAACAUUACAUUUACUGCCGAAGUGUCGAGCGAUAGAGAACGCAACAGCGCGCGCGCGAUCCCGGUCGACAGAAGGGAAGAAGCCCCUAUAGAUAAGAGAGAGAUAUCCUGCGGUGGCAUUCUCACAACUAGUUGCACAUAUAAAUGGAAAGAUAACUACGAACCCCCGCAUCAUCAAGAGUGGAGUAACAUGCCCAAUUGGACGGUAUCAUAUCCGGCUGAUGGAUUCAAGUCCGGCGUGUAUACAGUAGAAGUAUCCGCUAAAUGUGGUCUUCCAGAGGCGUGCAGCGCCGAAAAAAAAUUCGAAUUGAAGAGAACUGAUAUAUUAAUUAUGAUUAAUUAAUGAAAAUAAAAUUAGUAUUUGCCUGUAGAAAUAGAAAUUAUUUUUGAUAGGUACAAGAACUGUUACCCCUCACAAUCCAAAAUAGCUUGAGUAGAGGAAGGAACUGGAGCGAAAAAGCUGCGAUUUUUUUCGAAAGUGUUUCCUCUUUGAGGAUCUAAACCCUAAUAUCUAUCCUCAUAGGGACACACCUCCAAGGCUUAAACUUUUUCUAUGUGACUUUCAACUUAGAAUUAAAGUUUUCACAGAAUUCGA